Peniophora sp. CBMAI 1063 is the source of this 528-nucleotide messenger RNA. The record is from the annotation of a GenBank genome assembly. Lineage: Eukaryota; Fungi; Basidiomycota; Agaricomycetes; Russulales; Peniophoraceae.
AUGACAGCGAGCAAUGCAACUGCACUCGUUGCAAACCGUGCAAACAGGAUCCUCGUCGCUGUAUGUGCAAUUGAACUUCCGGACAGUCACGCUGUAGGGCUCGCAGCAUACCUCAAAGCCGCACGCGCUGGCCCCUCUCCCAAUAGUGACGACGAGGAUGCUCCGUCAAACGGUCGGGUAGUUGCCUCUGGGUGCAGCCGGGUCAGGCGCGUUCUUGCUGCCCAUGUCAUAGAUGGCACCAGGCACAUCCUCGUCAACUGGGCUGGUCAUUCGGUACCGACUUGGGAGAUUGAUGACGGCGAGAUCAAGCACAAUCUCUCGUGCGCUCAUCUCGACAAGGAGGUCUCGGAUGAGUCGCUAGCUUUCCAGGAGAAGCUCGGUCCCGACGUAUACACCGCCUUCGGGGGUGAUCUUGAAGAGCUGGAUUGCUGCUCUGACGCCACCUGCAAUGUUUUAGUGCAUGGCCUCGACUAUCACACGUACUACGAUGCGUCUGAGAAGGGUACUGUGAGUUGCUCAGUCACCUAG